UAAUGGAACAAGAUUGAUUCAGGUGAAGCCAACCAAUUGAUCAACAUGGCCCCCAAGAUCAUGCUUUUGACGGUCAUGGUGACCAUGGUCAUCGCGGUUCGUUCUUUGGACACCAACAGCGUCUUCAAUCCAUGUUCAGAUGCGAAAGUUAAGAGACGAGAUGGAUUUACAUUUGGAUUCGCAUUUUCUUCCAAACAAUCCUUCUUCAAAAACCAAAUCCAGCUUUCACCCUGUGAUCGUCGUCUCUCCCUUGGUGGAACCGACGCUCAACUUGCCAUUUUCCGGCCAAAAGUCGACGAGCUCACUUAUCUCACCAUUAAUGGCACCCACUUUGAUCCGGCGAAAGCGGGUGGAUAUAUGGUGGCAUUUGCGGGAAGACAAUAUGCAGCGAGAUCCAUACCGACUUUUGUCGCUGAUAAAUCCAAUAUCAUCACAAGUUUCACUCUGGUUCUUGAAUUUGAAGAAGGCACCCUUGUGAACUUACAUUGGAAGAAAUUCGGGUGUAAAUCAUGUGCAGAGAGAUCCGCCGUUUGCCUCAACAAUCAAGACUGUGCUACACCAAUCUCGAAAUGCAAGGCUAAUGGUGGAUCAGUUGAUUGUAAAAUUAGCGUGCAAUUAGCAUUCUCGGGUACAGAUAAGGCCUUGGAUGUUCUUAACUCGUGGUACGAGGUUGAACAAUUUCGACAAUAUUCGCUAAUUGGGUUGUACCAAGACAUCAAUGACAUGGUUAUGGGUCCAUAA
Messenger RNA from Cynara cardunculus var. scolymus (artichoke), 741 nucleotides. RefSeq lists its product as uncharacterized. Gene Ontology annotation, molecular function: metal ion binding. NCBI's taxonomy places the organism in Eukaryota, Viridiplantae, Streptophyta, Magnoliopsida, Asterales, Asteraceae. The record is from RefSeq and is a predicted model, not a curated record. Gene Ontology annotation, cellular component: cytosol; nucleus. Gene Ontology annotation, biological process: tRNA wobble uridine modification; protein histidyl modification to diphthamide. Bases 46 to 741 code for a protein of 231 amino acids. The transcript is spliced from 3 exons.